UCAGUUACGAUUGGACCCUGGCCGAGUAAGGUUUACAUCAAAUACAACACGCAUAGCAGAAUGCAAACGGUUUAAUAAACUACUAGAAGAAAAGUAUAUAUAAAGUGCAAUACUCUCCGGAUUGCUUUGCAAUUAAAGGAGAGUUACAAUGAGUCGUUGGUUUUGGUUGGGGUUUUUCCUGCUGCUGCCAUUGGCAAAUACAACACCACCUGUUAGCUUCGAGGCGAACCCGGACACGAAACGUCUCUAUGAUGAUUUAUUGAGCAAUUACAAUCGACUUAUUCGGCCUGUGGUAAAUAAUACGGAGACACUUACCGUCUGGCUGGGCCUCAAGCUGUCCCAGCUAAUUGAGGUCAAUCUGAAGAAUCAGGUGAUGACCACCAAUUUGUGGGUCAAGCAGCGCUGGUUCGAUUAUAAGUUGCGUUGGGAUCCGGAGGAAUACGGCGGCGUAGAGCAGUUGUAUGUGCCCUCCGAGCACAUAUGGGUGCCCGACAUUGUGCUCUACAAUAACUGGGAUGGCAACUACGAGGUCACCCUCAUGACGAAGGCCACGCUGAAGUACACUGGGGAGGUGUUUUGGGAGCCGCCAGCUAUUUACAAAUCAUCCUGUGAAAUGAACGUUGAGUAUUUCCCUUACGAUGAGCAAAUUUGCUUCAUGAAAUUCGGCUCAUGGACCUACAACGGCGCCCAAGUGGAUCUAAAACAUUUGGAUCAGGUGCCUGGCAGCAAUCUCGUGCAGGUUGGCAUCGAUUUAAGUGAAUUCUACUUGUCUGUGGAGUGGGACAUACUCGAGGUGCCGGCCACCAAAAACGAGGAAUACUACCCGGACACAUUGGAGCCAUUUUCAGAUAUUACGUUCAAGUUGACCAUGCGGCGCAAAACGUUGUUUUAUACGGUGAAUUUGAUUGUGCCCUGCGUGGCAUUAACUUUUCUUACCGUUUUGGUCUUUUACCUACCAAGCGACUCGGGCGAAAAGGUUACGUUAUGUAUUUCAAUACUCGUGUCGUUGACCGUGUUCUUCUUGCUGUUGGCCGAAAUCAUUCCGCCCACAUCGUUGGCGGUGCCCCUGCUGGGCAAGUAUCUGCUCUUUACCAUGAUACUCGUCUCGCUGUCCGUUUGGACAACGGUCUGUGUGCUCAACAUACACUUCAGAUCCCCUUCGACGCACAACAUGUCGCCGCUGUGUCGCAAAUUGUUCCUGCACCUCAUGCCCAAGCUGAUGAUGAUGCGACGCACUCAGUACACUCUGCCCGACUACGACGACUCCACGCCCAGCAAUGGCUACACCAACGAGAUCGAUGUGCGCGACAGCAUCAGCGAUUUUCCCAGCGAGUUUAAAGACAGCCAGGACGGCGCUUACGAUAAUGGCAUGCAGCACUCAGUGGAUUCCGACAAUGUGAUACCACGCAACUUAACACCCGAAGUGCUGCAGGCAUUUCGUGCGGUCAGAUUUAUUGCGCAGCAUAUCAAGGAUGCCGACAAGGAUAACGAGAUUGUCGAGGACUGGAAAUUCUUUUCCAUGGUAUUGGAUCGCUUCUUUCUCUGGCUGUUUACGUGCUCUUGUGUGUUCGGCACAUUCGCCAUCAUCUGCCAGUCGCCCUCACUCUACGACACGCGCGCACCCGUCGACCGGCUGUACAGCGAGAUACCCCUGCGUAAAAGCAAUUUCAUGCUGCCGCCGGACAUUGUCAGGCAGGUGGUUAAUUAGGUGAGGAAAGGUCUUCAAAAGGAGCAUAACUCGAGUCAUGGGUCCUAUUCGAAAAAAUUGAAGUAAUCUGAUAAAGUCAACAAGAAAGAAAAGGACUUGCAGCCAAUUGAAUUGAAA
This is a messenger RNA of Drosophila navojoa, 1825 nucleotides long. RefSeq names its product nicotinic acetylcholine receptor beta2 (gene nAChRbeta2). Gene Ontology annotation, cellular component: postsynaptic membrane. Gene Ontology annotation, biological process: monoatomic ion transmembrane transport. The record is from RefSeq and is a predicted model, not a curated record. Lineage: Eukaryota; Metazoa; Arthropoda; Insecta; Diptera; Drosophilidae. Gene Ontology annotation, molecular function: acetylcholine-gated monoatomic cation-selective channel activity; transmembrane signaling receptor activity.